Messenger RNA from Stereum hirsutum FP-91666 SS1, 1373 nucleotides. RefSeq lists its product as uncharacterized. Gene Ontology annotation, molecular function: methyltransferase activity. Bases 11 to 1222 code for a protein of 403 amino acids. The transcript has 3 exons. The record is from RefSeq and is a predicted model, not a curated record. Gene Ontology annotation, biological process: methylation. NCBI's taxonomy places the organism in Eukaryota, Fungi, Basidiomycota, Agaricomycetes, Russulales, Stereaceae.
GCCACGCCACAUGAACAACGCGUUUAAAUGGUCUCCACCUACCAGAGUCCUUAUAACAGGAGAUAGGGAGGUGAGACUCACCCCUCAUCCAACUAGUAUGAGCACCCCACCGAGUCCUCUCGAAGACUUUGGCCAGACCCCUUCACUGCGAUACUGGCAGUACAGAGGCCCCAUCCAGGCAUAUAUAACAGAUGUUCUGCGCGAGCCAGAGUAUAUCAAGCUUCUUUCACUGAAAGACCAGGGUUGGAAAGAUGAAGAGUUGGAACAGGAUUACGUGCACCGCCGUCGUGCUAACUGGGAAUACGAGCGGAAACCCACUUUCGAUCCUCAGAAGAACGUGUUCUUUCAGAAGAGUAUCAAAGUCAUGGAAGAGCUUGACCUCUCUUCCCGACUUGUUCAUAGAUUUCGGCCAUUGUCUUUCCUGGAUAUCUGCUGUUGUCCAGGCGGCUUCUCCCAAUACAUCCUGCAGAAGAACCGCCUGGCAGAAGGCCGUGGCCUGUCCCUCCCACCUCCAGAAGGUCAUUCUCUCUCCAUUGCCGACCCCGAACUCUACCGCUUCCAAAUCACUUAUCAAGACAUCACCCGCUACGACUUCUACACCGAUUUCCUCUCUGACGACGACAUCGCCACCCUCCCCACACCAGUCUCUUCUCUCAACCUCGUCCCCCUCCCGACCUUUGCACUACAAGACAUCAUCAUGGCCGACGGUCAAGUACUCCGUGAUUACAAUGCCCCGAUCUCCGACUCCUUCGCAGACCGCCCAGCAGGCUUCAGUCCAUACAGUUCCCUCCUCUACGCCCAGCUCAUCCUCGGACUCAUAUUCCUCCACCCUGGCGGGACUUUCGUCGUCAAAACCACACACAGCGACCGCUACUAUACCAUCCGACUGAUCCAGAAACUGCGGUCCAUCGCGUCUUCAGUGACCUGCUUCAAGCCGACCAGCUGCUGGGCCGAUCGAUCCUCCUUCUACAUCAUCCUCAAAGGAGUGCGCACUGAAUCUCCCGAAUGCAUUGAGCUUGUGAAGACAUGGGUGAAGCGCUUGCAUUAUUUGACGAGCGGGAACAAGAUCCCCAAAGAGAUGAAUGCAGAGACGAUGUGGAAGAAGGAGUUGGAAGCGGCUGAGAAUGGGGAAAUAGCGGAGAUAGCGCCUAUGCUUAGGCAAGUGUGGAAAGCCCAGGCGGAGGGAAUGGAGUGGAAACUUCACAAGCGGUCGAGGUGGUAGUCUCAGGAUGGACAGAGACAUAUUUGAUUCGAUCAGGACAGAUCCCACAUUCGGAGGACAUGUAACAUUGUUUCUGCUUGCGUUCUGAGCCUCAGCUGCUGUACAACCUGUACGAUAUAUUGUUCUUUGACAUGUGAUAUCUCUGUUUCGC